AUGUGGUCGCUACUCUUGAUAUCAUUAUUGCUCAAAGCCUUUAUACCAGUCUAUGUUUCCGGAUAUAAGAUUGACCAAUCUUGUGAAGACAAAGGCAUCGCGCAGGAUAUCCGGGAUGCCAUGACGUCCGCUUUCGAGAAAGCUUACGAUGCAUAUGAAAUUUUGGUUUCCCCUCCCUUACACGCCGAGGCGCUCGAACUCCUAGGGUUCCUGUUCGCGAAAGACGGCGUGGACCCCGCCAAACUUGUGGAAGAGGGCAAAAUGGCAAAGACCAUCAGCGUAUUGGAGAGUAUAAACACCAACAUGCGGAACGAAGUCGUUUUUUGCCAUUUCAAUCGGUGGAAGCCUGUUGAAGGAGAGGAAGGCCUCUGGCGAGAUACUACAAAUGGUAUCAAGUUGAAAUUCAAGGAGCAACAAUGUAGAGGAGGCACUAAUCUUGACAAAGUCGCUCUGGCUGUGACUUUCAACCCGGAGACAGAAGAUGAGGACAUUACCUGGAGGAAUGGCGUACCGAUGGAAAGCAGACAACCUACCCAGAUUCAGCUAUGCACGUGGUUCGUUGACUGGAUCAAGCAGAAGAAGUUCAAGCUUUCUGACGACGCUCAAAGGAGGACGAAUAUUGGUAGGGCGAUGAUCAAUAUGGCUGAGUGGAAUAUGUUCGGUCUUACACAGAUUGAUGCCUUCAACCUUUUGGAUAAGGUCCUCUUACAUGAGAUGACACACGGGCGUGGUGCUUAUAUUAGAUAUAAUGAUGGUAUGGUAGAGGCAGAGGGCCUCGCAGAUGUUUCGUCUACUACCCGACUUCUUGGACUCUUUACGUCGCCUGCAUAUGGAUGGAAGGCAGCAUUGCGACUCGCCCGUGAAGGAGAUGACCUUGGGGGAGAAGCCGCACCAGACAACAACGCCGACACCAUAGCUCUCUUUGCGAGCGGCUCUUGGUUGCUCAAGAACAAAGCCAAGAUCGAUAGCAAAGGCCGAAUAGUAAAGAGGACAGGAGUGGCUUGA
Molecule: messenger RNA, 1005 nt
Organism: Alternaria postmessia
Lineage: Eukaryota; Fungi; Ascomycota; Dothideomycetes; Pleosporales; Pleosporaceae
Exons: 5
Coding region: 1-1005 (334 amino acids)
Molecular function (GO): metallopeptidase activity
Source: RefSeq, a predicted model, not a curated record